GUGAGAUCUAUAUCAAGGAUGAGGUAACCAUAAUAACAGAGUAUGAAUAACCUCAAUAUUAUCUCGAGGACCAGAGACCCACAGCAUCAGGUUAACUGAGAAGGUAUGACCACAUGUCCAGCGUUGAAUAGGCUGCAUGUCUUAGACAGUUGCUUGGCGAUGUUGGCGCAGCCACUACCUCGUAUCCUGGUCUCGACGUUGGGUAUGGAAACCCUCGGAUGCCGAGGAUCUCCUUGAAGGUAUAAAAGGCUCAUUGCUACCCUUAUCCCUGACAUUCAUCAUCAUCAACAACAAAUCAAUCACUCACAGCCCGUUCCAAACUCAAAAAACCUCGUUCUAAACCACUUUUUCUCAAACACCCUACAAACCACACAAAAUGCAGAUCAAGAGCUUCGUCGUCGCCGCUUCGGCCGCUGCCACUGCCUCCGCCGCCGCCUGCCAGGCCACUACCAAUAAGUACUUCGGCAUCGUCGCCAUCCACUCUGGCAGUGCUGUCCAGUACCAGCCCUUUAGCGCUGCUAAGAGCAGCAUCUUCGCUGGCCUCAACUCCCAGAACGCUAGCUGCGACCGCCCCGACGAGAAGAGCGCCACCUUCUACAUCCAGGACGGUUCCCUGUACCUCUAUGCCGCCUCUGCCACUCCCCAGGAGAUCUUCGUCGACCGCUCUGGCAUGGGGCAAGAUCGGCUACACCACCGGCGCUCAGCCAGCCCCAAGAACUCCGAGCGCCAGGGCUGGGCCGUCGACGACCAGAACCACCUCCAGUUCCAGGGCAACGGCCUGAUCGCCUGCCCCAACAGCAUCGACGGUGCCUGGAGCAUCUGGGCCGAUGCCGGUGUUGCCAACCCCGGCGGCAACAAGGACUGCGUCGGCAUCGCUGCUCGUGUCGAGGAUGUUGCCAACCCUAACGGCUGUGUCUACACCCAGUAG
Messenger RNA from Aspergillus novofumigatus IBT 16806, 928 nucleotides. It is a transcript of the gene aspf34, whose product is annotated as cell wall protein PhiA. The coding region runs from base 377 to 928 and encodes 183 amino acids. The transcript has 3 exons. The record is from RefSeq and is a predicted model, not a curated record. NCBI's taxonomy places the organism in Eukaryota, Fungi, Ascomycota, Eurotiomycetes, Eurotiales, Aspergillaceae.